This is a messenger RNA of Fonsecaea pedrosoi CBS 271.37, 1617 nucleotides long. RefSeq lists its product as uncharacterized. Gene Ontology annotation, cellular component: membrane. The transcript is spliced from 3 exons. Bases 1 to 1617 code for a protein of 538 amino acids. The record is from RefSeq and is a predicted model, not a curated record. Gene Ontology annotation, molecular function: carbohydrate:proton symporter activity. Gene Ontology annotation, biological process: transmembrane transport; carbohydrate transport. Lineage: Eukaryota; Fungi; Ascomycota; Eurotiomycetes; Chaetothyriales; Herpotrichiellaceae.
AUGACGCACAAGGCACCCUAUCUCGGCCUGCGUGGCAAACGGCUGACAACGGCCUUGAUUGUCAUGGUUGUCUGCCCUGCCUACAUCUUGAUCGGGUAUAACAAUGCGGCCGCCGGGGGUCUGUUGACCCUUCCAUCCUUCGUCGAGACCUUUCCGCGAAUCGACACCGUCAAUACGGCAGGCAAGCAGCAGGCGGACAAUGCACGGAUCCAGGGAACUGUUGUGGCCUUGUACACCGUUGGUUGCAUGUUCGGCUCUCUUCUAUGCCUAAAGCUCGGCGACAAGCUCGGCCGCCUGCGCACAAUCAUGAUAGGGGCCGUCAUUGAGGUCGUUGGCGCCAUCAUCAUGUGUACGUCCUUCUCGUUGGGCCAACUCAUUGUCAGUCGUGUCGUCCUCGGCUUCGGUUUCGGCGCCAUCAGCGCCACAGUUCCUGUUUGGCAGUCAGAGUGCUCUCCCGCCGAGCACCGUGGUGCAUUGGUUGUGCUUGAAGGCAUGUUUGCGAGUUGUGGUCUAGCACUCAGUCAGUGGGUCGAGUUGGGAUUCUUCUUCACACGGGGAAGCGUGAGCUGGCGAUUUCCCUGGGCGUUUCCUAUUGUGCUUGCCCUCUGGAUUUUGGCAGCUUGUAUAUUCCUACCCGACUCACCGCGGUGGUUGGUCAAGAAGGGACGCAUCGCUGAAGCGACAACCAUCCUCGCCAUCCUCGAAGACCUGCCGGAAGACUCACCUGAUGUCCAGACCUCGAUCCACGAGAUGCAGAAAUCACUCGCGGAAAUGGAUCAAGGCAGCCUUCUAGGCCUUUUUCACAACAGCGGUGACCGACUGCUCAAUCGAACCUUCUUGGCCUGUUUCAGCACCUUUUCGCAGCAGAUGAACGGCGCGGGCGUCAUUGGGUUCUACACGACCACCAUCUUUGAACAGUAUGUCGGGCUUUCAGCCCUGACCUCCCGCAUCCUGUCAGGCUCGGUGUACACUUGGCAAAUCGCCUGUUCUUUCCUGACCAUUUACACAGUCGACCGCUUUGGGCGCCGUCCACUCAUGCUUCUGGGCGCCGUCGGUAUGGGCGCUGUGUUUAUCAUUCUUGCUGGAACUGUCGGACACGCUGCAGACUCGCGCGCAUGCUCCAUCAUCUCAGCGCUGUGUGUCUUUCUGUACGGCUUCUUCUUCACCGUGGGUGCCCUGGGGGUCAACUAUCUCUACGGCACCGAAGUCGCUCCCUUGGCAUACCGCGUGCCCAUCUACAGCCUGACGUCUACGACGCUAUGGAGCAUCAAUUUUCUCGUUGUGGAGAUUACACCCAUUGGGUUUACCAAUUUGGGCAACAAGUUUUUCAUCAUCUUUGCAGUCACCAAUCUGUGUAUCAUCCUGCCUGUGGUAUAUUUUUUCUUCCCCGAGACUCGUCGACACUCGCUCGAAGCCAUCGACGCCGUGUUCAAGGGAGCCAACAGCCCCUUUGACGUCGUCCGCCGGGCCAAGAAGAUCCCCUCCGACGUCGUGAGACGGGUCGAUGCAAUCCACAUGGUUGAAGCUGGAAUGCCGGAUGAGGGCAGCGCGUCGCCCGAGAUGCAGGAGUCGCAGAGCGAGAAGGCCGUGUACCAGAUGGUGGAGAAGACGACGUGA